GACGUAGUAACAGUAGUCUACGCUCGCCCGCUCACCGCACAGCUACGCUUACGUUACGCCAAUUUCCACAAUGCCGGGUCAUUGCGAGCGCAUGAGGCUACCGUCUCUGGGCACCGAGUCGUCUAGCAGCGGAGCCAGCUGUGGCGGCAGCAAGGAGCAUCAUCGUGUCGUCGUCAUGGGAGCGGCUAGGGUGGGCAAGAGCUCCAUCAUCUCGCAGUUCCUGUACGACAGGUUCCUGUCCAGGUACCGGGAGACUGUCGAGGAACUACACAGAGGGGAAUACGAGUUACAGGAUGGAGCCUGCCUGACGCUGGACAUUCUGGACACUUCUGGGGCGUACCAGUUCCCGGCGAUGAGGGCGCUUUCUGUGAACACCGCCCACGCGUUCAUUCUCGUGUACUCCGUGGACGAUGAAGAAACAUGGCAAGAAGUCAUCAAGCUUAGAGACCAGAUAGUGGAGCAGAGAGGACCGAUGGUGCCGAUCGUUGUGGUGGGAAACAAGUCGGAGCUGGCUGACCGAGCCGUGAGUAGGGAGUUGGCGGAGACUGUAGCCGUAUACGACUGGGAGUGUGGCUACGUGGAGUGUUCGGCCAAGGAGAACCAGAAUAUCAUCCAGGUCUUCAAGGAACUUUUGGUUCAAGCAAAGAUCCACUACAACCUGAGUCCUGCAGUGAAGCGAAGAAGGCAGUCACUCCCGAACUACGUCGGCGGCAACUCGGGGUCCGGCUCCGUCAAGAACAAGUACAUGCUCAAGCGCAACUCCUGCUCAGUGGCUUGAACAGAGACCACUGAACACAAGCUUACACUAUUUACCUUAUUUUCAGAUCCACUACAACCUGAGUCCUGCAGUGAAGCGAAGAAGGCAGUCACUCCCGAACUACGUCGGCGGCAACUCGGGGUCCGGCUCCGUCAAGAACAAGUACAUGCUCAAGCGCAACUCCUGCUCAGUGGCUUGAACACCGACCACUGAACACAAGCUUACACUAUUUACCUUAUUUUAUUCUCUGUAUAUAAUUAUCAUAAGUGGGUUUAAAUGUAGCCAUUUUGAUAUUGUACCAACAUACUGGUCGCGAUGUGGAGGUUGAACUUGUUCAGGUUUUCUGUCAAAACCACGUCAGCUACUGAGUCAGGCUGAGGGAAUAGCCGGAGGUACUGGCGACCAUCUUGAUUCUAGCCCUAUAAAACUGUGUUAAACCUCAAAUAUUUUUACGACUUUACCUUUAGUCGUAAAAUUAAAGAUGUAACCAAUACGCAUGCAAACGCUUUUUAUAUUUUUUGAUAAUAUUAUUGGAUUUUUACCAAAAUAUUUCAAACAUUCUUACACUCUAUCGUUUAGUUACGCUAAAAGAAUACACUUUACAAGAAAAACAAUAAAGCGUUUGGAUGUGUACUAUAAUCGACCUUAAAAUGAGUUAUCAACCCUGAUUCUACGAUUAAAUAUAACGACGUAAAGGUUUAAUAUUAGUCUUAUGGGGGAAACCUUAAGUUCAUUUCAAUACAGAGGACUAAAGUGCUGUACACUCUGAUUUUGUAAGAUUAUACAGCCAUUAUUUUAAGGCUAAGUGAGGAAACUUAUAGUGUUUUCAUGUGCUUUUUAAUCGUAUUCAUUUGUAAUGAACUCAGGAUCCUCGGAUCUACAGCUUAAAAUACACACCAAGUAGUUUAAUGGGUAAUAAUGAAUCUAAGCACAUGCCUUUAACAAUUUAAUAAACAACUGCUGGGCACCCAGCUAUAUAACAGUUUUUGUGUGUAAAACUUUAGAUUGUAUAACUGUGACUGCAAUGCAGUUGUUUUUAUAUUAACUAGGGUGAAUACAAUAUUUAAUUAGUUUGACCGCAAUUGUCAGUAAAACCGUUUUUGAAAUGUUAGUUAACUGCAGUUUCGUUAAAUGUGUCACUUUUAAAAUUUUGGAUAAGUCGCAAGUUGUACUCAGCUACGAAAACAGUUUGUUAAACGUUGCCAUAAAUCGGAGAAUGUUUGGAGUAUAUUGGAUUGUAUGUUCAAUCGACGUCCUACCAUAUAGAUGUCUCUUCCUCUAGUGCUUCCUAUGUUCUGUUCGAGAAACAUUAUUUCGAAUGGAGGUUAAAGUAAAACAUUGUUUGUAACAGAACAUUACUUGGAACAACGUGUUUGUUCUUUUGACAUGCUUUAUCUUGUUUAUCACCAAAUUUUGGAAACAAUGUGUAACAACGUGAAAUAUAAAAAAUAACCAGGGAUUUUUAGAAACAUUAAGUAAAGUUUAAAAGAGUAUGCAAGUUUCAGAAUACAUAUACUUUAAGUUUCAUUAAUCUACUUUAUUUUCAUAAUUUGUGUUAAUUGUCUAAAUAUUGCAUAAUGUAUAUAAUAAUUAAGACACAUAAUUUCCGUUUAAAAUGCUUGUUUGGGACACAGGCUAGUGAGCUUUUCACAUACUAAAAAACACCAGUCUAGUCAUUAUUCACUCUCAAUUCUAGCGGACCAACUGUAGUAUAGCUCUGAUAAUUAUAACUACAGAUUGUGUCAUUCAGUAGCAAGUGAUAUAUGUAGACGAUUUUUAUAUACACUCGUACUAUAUGUUUGUCAGCAGGAAGGGUUUUAAACAAAUAGAAUUUACCUGUUUCACGGGUGGGCGCUUGUCGAGUGGAAAUAAAAUUCCUCCAGAAAUAUGUCCAUCACUUCUACUUAUUUAGCUUUAAGAUUUAACAUUGUAUCAUGUUUUUUCUGCCUUUUACGAUUUUAAUAUGAAUUCUUUUAGUCCUUAUAAACUUUAUGUACAUAAUUUACCCUUUAAAACAGUUUUUAGACAUGUAUAUGUUCUAUGAUGCUCGUGUAAACCAAAUAGUACUAAACUAUGGGAGUGCCGAUUGCCGAGAGGUCUAAGAAGUCGGACUUUGGAUCUGAGUUAGGUAAAGCGUAGGUUAAAAUCAUAUCUGAGACCGUAGCACUUUUUAUCGGUACCAUCGAUCUUGUACUGUAUCGACUUUCCCCUUUAUUCUGUUAGAUAAUAUCCUUGCACAAGCCAGUGGUCCAUGUGGACGGACAAAAUAAGGCUUGACAUGAGAUCGGCCUCUCCUUAAAAUAAAUAAUAAGAGCAUAAAUCGUUUCGUUUUAUUUUGCUUUAAUAUAUUGUUCUUAUAUGACAAAUAUUUUUAGUAGUUCUGCAUGAAAUGAAACCGAAAUGUUCUCAGUGUUACGUUUGGUUCGAUAGACCAAAACAAUAAAUUACGAAUCCCGUCUUUUAAUGUUUUACUUAAAAUGUAAGUCCAGACAGAUUCUGAUCGAAGUUUAUAAUAUUGUAAUUCGCUCACUUGUGAGGGACAACGCUCGGAAAUUGGGAGAAAGUCAGUCGAAGGUAAAAACGUGUAACCUGUUUAUAUUAAUUCAUUUUGAAGUUUAAAUUGAAGUAAUAGUGACUAUUCUAUAAAUGUUAAUCAAGGCAAACUUUAUUCAAAAAUUGUUUAAACCUGUAAGUUUUGAGAGUGAUUAAUUAUAAAUGAAAAAUGUGGUUGGAAUAUGAUUAAUGAUGAAAGUGUGUCCGAGUUAAUCUCCUUCAUUGAAAACCAAGUUACUGCACUUGACGCCAAACAACUUGUUAACUGUUACGGGUGAGCUGAGACUUGUGUUACCGAACAAGUCUCUUGUACAUAACGAAUAUUGUUGAAUUGUUCUUCGCUAUAAUGUUUAAUUUUAAUAUAUAAUAGAACCAUUAUUUAUAUAGUGUUGCAAAUUCAGAGCUUUAUAACUGUAAUGGGAGUGAAGUUAACAGAUGGCUGUAAAAGACUUUUGUAAUUCAUUAAUAUGAUAAAUAAAUCAAAUAUCUUACUAAA
Molecule: messenger RNA, 3806 nt
Organism: Homalodisca vitripennis (glassy-winged sharpshooter)
Lineage: Eukaryota; Metazoa; Arthropoda; Insecta; Hemiptera; Cicadellidae
Product: GTP-binding protein Di-Ras1-like
Exons: 5
Coding region: 71-778 (235 amino acids)
Molecular function (GO): GTP binding; GTPase activity
Source: RefSeq, a predicted model, not a curated record